GUGAGUGUGAGAUGGUAUUCUGAGAGAUUGAAAACAUGGCGACCAUCUUCGUGGUGAGGGUCGCUUUGGUGAUCGUAAUAUGUGUGUCAGUGACGAUUGGACGCCCAGAGAGAGGGAGAGAUGGGAGAGCUUUCAACCAACCAAUCAGCGACAAGGAGAUCAUCGUCGACCUCGUGGACAUGGACAAGAACCAAUACUACGAACAAAACUUUACCACUAUGGCGUACAUAUACGGUUAUGAAGUUGGAAGAAACGGGCAGUUCCACCAUGAAAAUAAGGGACCAGACGGAGUUGUUUACGGAUGCUACGGAUUUGUCGAUCCUCAGGGAAAGCUGAGAGCGACUCACUAUGUCUCGGAUGGCUGGGGAUACCGAACUGUCUCCCCAGGGGAUCCGGUGGAACUGUUCCUCCACGAACAUGAACAUCACACACAAAGCGAUGACAGCAACGACGCGAUAGAAACUACCGGAGGUCACGAUCACCAUCAUGAAGGAGCCAUCACUGACUGGGAAAAACUGUAUUUUCCUCGAGGUUGUGGCUUUGGUGGUGGAAACGACACUGGAUACAGACCGGGUAUUGAUGCAACCACGAAUGCCAACUGCACUACCAUUACAGUAGCCGUCCCGAGACCACCCCAUCGGCCGAUACAUAGGCCUGAAGGUAGUAUUCCUGGAUUACCAGGACUUCAUCAUAAUCACACAAACAGACCAGGGCUUCCCGGAAUUCAUAAACCAGAACAUCCCGGACUUCCCGGAGUUCAUGUUAAUCAAACCCAAGGACCCAGUCAUCCUGGGAUCAACCGACCAGAGGGUCCUUUAAUAUCUGAAAUCCAUCAACCCGGACAUCCAGGCCUACCUGGAUUGCAUCAUAACCACUCAUCAGGUUCUGGAAUUCAUCGACCAGAAGUCCCAACUCUUCCUGGAAGUGGAAUUCUUCAUCCUUCAGGGCAUCCUGGACUACCUGGUCUUGAACAUAAUCAUACUGGCGUACCUGGUAUACAUCGUCCUGGAGGACCGACUCUUCCUGGAAGUGGAAUACUUCAUCCACCAGGACAUCCUGGACUAUCUGGUCUUGAACAUAAUCAUACUGGCGUACCUGGUAUACAUCGUCCUGGAGGACCGACUCUUCCUGGAAGUGGAAUACUUCAUCCACCAGGACAUCCUGUACUACCCGGUCUUGAACAUAAUCAUACUGGCGUACCUGGUAUACAUCGUCCUGGAGGACCAACUCUUCCUGGAAGUGGAAUACUUCAUCCACCAGGACAUCCUGGAUUACCUGGUCUUGAACAUAAUCAUACUGGCGUACCUGGUAUACAUCGUCCUGGAGGACCGACUCUUCCUGGAAGUGGAAUAUUUCAUCCACCAGGGCAUCCUGGACUACCUGGUCUUGAACAUAAUCAUACUAACGUACAUGGUAUACACCGUCCUGGAGGACCAACUCUUCCUGGAAGUGGAAUACUUCAUCCACCAGGACAUCCUGGACUACCUGGUCUUGAACAUAAUCAUACUGGCAUACCUGGUAUACAUCGUCCUGGAGGACCAACUCUUCCUGGAAGUGGAAUACUUCAUCCACCAGGACAUCCUGGACUACCUGGUCUUGAACAUAAUCAUACUGGCGUACCUGGUAUACAUCGUCCUGGAGGACCAACUCUUCCUGGAAGUGGAAUACUUCAUCCACCAGGACAUCCUGGAUUACCUGGUCUUGAACAUAAUCAUACUGGCGUAACUGGUAUACAUCGUCCCGGAGGACCAACCCUUCCUGGAAGUGGAAUACUUCAUCCGCCAGGACAUCCUGGACUACCUGGCUUUGAACACAAUCAUACUAGUCUUCCUGGGAUACACAGACCUGAAGAACCAGGAGUGGGUGGCUCAGUUUUUCCCGGGCUCCCAGGUCUUCACCACAACCACACAAAUAGACCAGGUUUCCCUGGAAUACAUCGUCCUGGAGGACCAGGAAUAAAUCUUCCAGGACCUGGGCUACCUGAUAUACAUCGACCUGGAAUUCACCACAAUCAUACAAAUCCGAUUGGUCCUGGAGGAAUCAUAAAUAGACCCCUCCUUCCAGGCCAUAAGCCUGGAAUAGUGGGAAUUCUACCUGGACACCCACACCCUCAGCCAGGACUACCGCCAAAACCCGAAUACCCAUCCCCAUCACAACCAGGAGAAACCCCCAAUCCAGAGUAUCCUAUAGCAAAGCCAAUAGGUCCAGGAGAAUCACAAGAGACUAUGCAACCAAUGCCUAUAGAGACUACAGGUACACGGCCAGAUUGUUUUGAUAAAAAUGGGAAUCCUGUAGCACCCCUGCCAACAUACUGUCAACAAUCUGGACAACAUCCAAGACCACCACAGAGACCCGAUUGUUAUGACAAAUAUGGUAGACCAAUUACACCUCAGCCCUCUUUUUGUCAAAAUCCCUAUCAACCAGCUGGAGGAAAUAACCAUCCUACUACAGAAACACCAAGCUACCCCAGUGGAUUAGGACAACCUGGAAUGCCUGGCUAUCCCAGUGGAUCAAGACCACCAGCACAUCCAGGACAACAAGGGCAAUCAGGACAGACAGGACAACCAGGGCAACCAGGACAAUCAGGAAUUCCUGGAUAUCCCGGUGAAUCAGGACAGCCUGGUCAGCCAGGUCAAAUAGGAUACCCGAGUGGACCUGGACAGUCAAGUGGAACAGGACAACCCCAACAGCCCGUACAACCAGGACUACCUGGUCAACCAGGCUAUCCAGAACAAGCAGGCUCUCAGGCAGGAUCAGGGAAGCCUGGACAGCCAGGACAACCACAAACACCAAGCUACCCUGGUGGAUCAGGGCAACCAGAACAGAUUGGUCAAACAGGACAGCCUGGACGACCUGGAACACCUAGCUACCCAAGUGCAUCAGGACAACCAGGUCCCCCAAGUGGAUCAGAACAACCCAGUAGGCCAGGACAUCCUGGAACCCCAGGCCAACCAAGUGGAUCGGGACAAUUCGGUCAGCCAGGACAACCAGGAUCACCAGGUUACCCAAGUGGAUCAGAACAACCAGGUCAGCCAGGACAGCCAGUAAAACCAGGGCAAACUGGAGCACCAGGCCACCCAAGUGGUUCAGAACAUACCGCUCAGCCAGAACAGCCAGGACAAACUGGAACACCAGGCCAUCCAAGUAUAUCAGGACAACCCGUUCAGCCAGGACAUCCAGGACAACCUGGUUCACCAGGAUACCCUAGUGGAAUGGGACAACCGGGACAGACCGGACAACCUGAAACGCCAGGUCACCCAAGUGGAUCUGGACAACCCGGUCAGCCAGAACAGCCAGUAACAACAAUUUACCCAAGCGAAUCAGGGCAACAAGGCUUACCAGGACAUCCAGGACAGCCAGCAACACCAGGCUACCCUAAUGGAUCAGGACAUCCCGGUCAGCCAGUACAUCCAGGAAAACCCGGCCAACCUGGACAACCUGGAACACCUGGCUAUCCAAUUGAAUCAGGACAACCUGGUCAGCCAGGACAUCCAGGACAACCCGGACAUCCAGGACAACCUGGAACGCCAGUAUACCCUAGUGGAAUGGGACAACCAGGACAGCCCGGACAACCUGAAACGCCAGUUUACCCAAGUGGAACUGGACAACCCGGUCAGCCAGGACAGCCAGGACAACCCGGAACACCAGGAUACCCUAUUGGAAUGGGACAACCAGGACAGACCGGACAGCCUGAAACGCCAGAUUACCCAAGUGGAUCUGGACAACCCGGUCAGCCAGGACAACCCGGCCAACCUGGACAACCUGGAGAACCUGGAACACCUGUCUAUCCAAUUGGAUCAGGACAACCUGGUCAGCCAGGACAUCCAGGAAAACCCGGACAUCCAGGACAACCUGGACAACCUGGAACGCCAGGAUACCCUAGUGGAAUGGGACAACCAGGGCAGCCCGGACAACCUGAAACGUCAGUUUACCCAAGCGGAUCAGGGCAACAAGGACUUCCAGGGCAGCCAGGAAAACCAGGCCAACCUGGAACACCUGGUUACCCAAGUGAAUCAGGACAACCAGAACAGCCCGGACAACCUAGUACACCAGGAUACCCAAGUGGAUCAGGACAACCAGGGCAGCCAGGACAACCAGGUAAACCAAGCUACCCAAGUGGAUCAGGACAACCAGGUCAGCCAGGACAGCCAGGACAACCUGGUACACCAGGCUACCCAAGUGGAUCAGGGCAGCCAGGACAACCAGGUUCACCAAGCUACCCAAGUGGAUCAGGACAACCAGGUCAUCCAGGACCGCACGGACAACCUGGUACACCAGGCUACCCAAGUGGAUCAGGGCAGCCAGAACAACCUGGACAUCCUGGACCAGGAUUCCCGAGUGGAUCAGGACAAACAGGAUCGCCUGAACAACCUGGUACACCAGGCUACCCAAGUGGAUCAGUGCAGCCAGGACAACCUGGACAUCCUGGACCAGGGUACCCAAGUGGAUCAGGACAACCAGGACAACCUGGACAAGGAUUUCCAAGUGGAUCAGGACAAACAGGAUCACACGGACAAUCUGGUACACCAGGCUACCCAAGCACAUCAGGACAACCAGGACAACCUGGACCAGGAUAUCCAAGUGAAUCAGGACAAACAGGACAGCCUGGUCAACCUGGACCAGGCUACCCAAGUGGAUUGGGGCAACCAGGACAGCCCGGUCAACCUGGACCAGGAUAUCCAAGUGGAUCAGGACAGCCAGGACAGCCCGGUCAACCUGGACCAGGAUAUCCAAGUGGAUCAGGACAACCAGGACAGCCUGGUCAACCUGGACCAGGAUAUCCAAGUGGAUCAGGACAAACAGGACAACCUGGUUCAGGAUAUCCAAGUGGAUCAGGGCAACCAGGACAGCCCGGUCAACCUGGACUAGGAUAUCCAAGUGGAUCAGGACAACCAGGACAGCCCGGUCAACCUGGACCAGGAUACCCAAGUGGAGCAGGACAACCAGGACAGCCCGGUCAACCUGGACCAGGAUAUCCAAGUGGAGCAGGACAACCAGGACAACCUGGACCAGAAUAUCCAAGUGUAUCAGGACAACCAGGACAAUCUGGUUCAGGAUAUCCAAGUGGAUCAGGACAAACAGGACAACCUGGUUCAGGAUAUCCAAGUGGAUCAGGGCAAGCAGGACAGCCCGGUCAACCUGGACCAGGAUACCCAAGUGGAUCAGGACAACCAGGACAGCCCGGUCAACCUGGACCAGGAUAUCCAAGUGGAUCAGGACAGCCAGGUCAAUCAGGUUCGCCAGGUGGACAAACAAUUCAACCAAUACAACCAGGUCACCCCAAUGGGCCUGUACAGCCUGGAGGACCUGGAUAUCCAAGUCAACCAGAACCAGAAUACCCCUCGACUAGUCCACAACAGCCUCAGAAGCCUAGUGAGGGAUCUCUUCCUCCAUAUCGUCCUCCUCAGCCGCCCGGAGUCGGAUGCGUGGAUUACACAGGCAGACCGAUCUCCCCACCUCCACCGGGUUGUCCAAAUCCUGGAGUUCCUACCUCGCUUCCGGGCACUUACCCCAGUGGGCACGGAUACCCGAGCUACCCAGGCUACCCAGGCUACCCAGGCUACCCAGGCUACCAAGGCUACCCAGGAUACCCAGGAUACCCCGGAUAUCCAGCUCCUCCAGUCUACAUCAUCCCCUACCCUCUACCUCUACCUAGUCUGCCUAGUCCUAGCUCGUGUCCUUGCUACCUCGUCACUCCCAACGUAACGAACUCCUCUAGCCCGACUCCUCCUACCACAACACCACCUCCACUGGCACCUCAGACCCCAGCCUACGGCGUCAUCGGCUACAUUCCAGUCGUCUUCUACCCCUACUGCCCAGGAGGUCAGACCGCUCCUCCGUCGUUCCCUGCCGUCUUCUCCGUCCCGUACCCUUGCAGUCAGUGUGGAGGUCCCAGAGGUGCUCGCGCUUUGAACUCCACUUCUUCGCUUGCGGAAGUCCUCAAACAGCUUCCAGAGUCGACGACGAUUGCCAGGAUGCCCCAUAGGAGACGAGCAAGAGUCACGAAGUUUGGCGCCCGGUUGAGACCAGCCGAAAAUGAAGUGUAAAGAAAGAUAUGUUUAGUAAUUGACCAUUGAAGACACUUACUUAAGUAGUAUAAGUUUACUCUUGUCGUCAUUACACAACUAUCGUUGUAAAUGCAAUGCAAGGAAACCAUAAAAAACGAGAAAUACUCCAAAAAAUAUUAGUCACUAAAAGGAGUAUGGCUCAUUUGAUUUGACUCGAUUAACCAGGGUUUGAACUUUGUUUAAUUAAACUCUCAUAUCAUAAAACCCUAAACCUCAAAUUAUAUACGCAAGAAAGCCUACUUCAGUACCUGCAGUCAAUGGUCUUUAUUAUGAAAGGUAUUGAUAGCUUAACAAAGCGGUGAAUUAAGUUGGUACUUAACUUAUGUAAGUAAUUAUAAAUACAUAAGACUUUUAGUGUAAUAAACUAAGCGACCUGUCCACGAGUUACAUCAUAAAGCUGUUUAACAGUUUGGCUUACAAACAUGAUAAUUUAAAUCUAUUUAUUUGUUCAUUACUUAAAACCUUCAAUAAGAUACAAUCGUUUAACGAUUGGAUAGCAUUUUUGUCAAUUGUUACCUAGGAAAGUUUACUUUUUGCGGAUUUGAUGCACUUUUGUUUAAUCAGUUAUUAAAUAGAGGUGCAUAAGAAUGUUGUAGGUUAUUUAAAAUCAUAAUUUAGAAUUAGAUUGACAUUCAAGGAUUUUGUUUAUUUUAUCUAUUUCAGUACGAAGAAAAUGUAUAUUUAAAAAUAAUUAAAAUGACGCAACUCCUAGACGGUUUGCUAAAAUAUUUAUUCAAAGCUGAUUGCAACAGCUUAAAAAACUUGCUUUGAAAGAUGCUCGGGUGUUUUAAAAACACAAAGUGUUUUUCAGUAAAAAAAUUAAGAUAUAUAUUAAUUAUGUCAAAUAUUUUAAGUUAU
Molecule: messenger RNA, 6926 nt
Organism: Macrosteles quadrilineatus (aster leafhopper)
Lineage: Eukaryota; Metazoa; Arthropoda; Insecta; Hemiptera; Cicadellidae
Product: collagen alpha-2(IV) chain-like
Exons: 4
Coding region: 36-6047 (2003 amino acids)
Source: RefSeq, a predicted model, not a curated record